Carassius carassius (crucian carp) is the source of this 671-nucleotide messenger RNA. RefSeq names its product apoptosis regulatory protein Siva-like. Bases 50 to 544 code for a protein of 164 amino acids. NCBI's taxonomy places the organism in Eukaryota, Metazoa, Chordata, Actinopteri, Cypriniformes, Cyprinidae. The transcript is spliced from 4 exons. Gene Ontology annotation, molecular function: CD27 receptor binding. The record is from RefSeq and is a predicted model, not a curated record. Gene Ontology annotation, biological process: extrinsic apoptotic signaling pathway.
GUUUUUCUUCGCGCACGUGUGUGAGUUUGUUCGCAUCUUGCUCCUGAAGAUGCCCAAGCGCUCCUAUCCGUUCAGCGAGAGCUUCUCCUCGCAGUGUAAAGUCCACGUUGGUCAGAAGGAGAUCAAUAACCGCGGAGUUUUAGGACUCAAAUACAGACAAGAGAUUUAUGAAAAGACCAAAGAGCUGCUCUUCAGCGGGACUAAAGCAGUGAUGUCUCGUCUCUGGAGGACUGAUGCUGAGGAGAAAGAGACUGAUGUGCUGGUGUCCAGUCAGACACUUCUCCGAGGACAGACACGCAUCGGUCCAGACGGACGAUUACAGAGAGCAGACGCUGCUCCAGGUUGUGCAGUGGCUCCUUCAGCGUGUUGUGUGUGUCAGAGGGUCUCGGGUUCGAGGAAGGCGUGCUCUCAGUGCGAGCGACACGCGUGUGCAGCGUGCAUCCAGCAGUGCAACAUCUGCUCUGAACGCUGCUGCUCCUUGUGCACCGUCACCGAUUACAGUGAGCGUUACGAGCGCGUCCUCUGCUGUGGAUGUUCGUCCUGAUGAACGUUUUAAUGCAUUACCAAUGAAAUGUAAAUGAGAUUACUAUUUUAUAUAUGCUUGCAUGGUUUCUUGCUCUUUCCCUGUUUUUAUGUACAUACUGUUAUGAUUAUAGAAAUAAAAUCUUUGA